UCAGUACUAACAAAAGCAGAGAAGCAUACCGCAGAAUAUAUAACAAAAUUAAUGGUUGAAGUUCUGGAGGAGUAUGGACCUAAAAAAUUUUUCGCUAUUGUGACUGAUAACGCAAAGAAUAUGAGGAAGGCUGUGAGACAAUGUGAAGAGAUGUAUCCCCAUCUUGUAUCAUACGGCUGUUUAGCGCACACAUUACAUUUAUUGUGCAGCGAUAUUUUGAAAUUAUCUUCAAUAGAGACACAUUUGUCACAUAUUAUACAUAUCGUUAAAACUAUUAACCAGUGUCAAGUACUGAGAGCUCAAUUCACAGAAAUAAGAAAUGAGAUGAAGUGUGGAGUGUCUCUUAGCCUACCUGUAAAAACAAGAUGGGGUUCACAUGUAAAAUGUCUUCAAGAUCUGACUAAAUGCAAGUCCGUCCUACAACGUCUAGCAAUAUCUCCAGAUAAAACAAUUCAAGAUAGAAUACGCAGCGCAAAAGCAAAUUUACUUGAUGAAGGAUUCUGGAUAAAUUCUAGCGCUCUUGUUGAAUUGCUUAAGCCAAUUACUGAAGCAAUAACACGUCUUGAAGGAGAUUCUUCGUCAAUUCAUUUGGUUUGUGAAACUUUCGCGAAAAUCGGUAGUAACAUAUCUACUCAUUUAGAAUGCGUGAAACUAACGGAUUGCGAAAAAACAGAAGCGAUGGAUAAAUUUAUAUCAAGGAAGGAAUACGCCCUUCAACCGAUCCAUUUUGCCGCAGACUUACUAAACCCUCGGUCUGUUGGUGCAAAUUUAUCAUCAGCCGAAAGGAUUGAAGCGAUGAAAUACAUUACUACUAUGUCAACCACGACCACGAUAGAGAUUGGUGAUGAAGGAGUGUCAAAGAUUACUGAGGAUUUAGGAAACUAUUUAGCUAAAACAGACUUUUUUGGCGAAACAUUUUUAUGGAACAUACUCGAUAAUGUCUCUUUGGUUACAUGGUGGAAAGGAUUUUGUGGACAUUCAUGCCUCUCCAAAGUUGCAGUCAGGAUAUUGACAAUGCCGUGCACUUCUGCGGCAACAGAGAGAAGCUUUAGCUCCCAGAGCAGCAUUCAUACGAAGAGAAGAAAUCGCCUAACAACUCAAAGGGCAGCAAAUUUAAAUUAUAUACAAUAUAAUUCAAAAUUGCUGAAACGUUCACGACAACAUCACAUACAAAGUCAAUAUCCUAUAGAAGAGACUGUACAGAACAACGUUUCGAUAGAAGGUAGAAACUUACAGAAGGAGAUAGAAGUAAUUGAAAACCAUAUUUCCGAAGAGGAAGAAUUAGACGAGGUAAUUUUAAAUUUAGGCAUUUUUUAGAUAUGUGAUAUGUGCAUGUGAUAUAUGCAGUUUGCUUCUUUUCCGAUUUUCCAAUGCAUUCCACCGUUUUCGAAUAAAAAAUUAUAAAUCUUAUGUUUUCAGACAAUAUCAUCAUGGCAUUCAAAUACAACAGGAAAUGGAAAUUCCGACGAUGAUUUUAAUUUUGCUGACUUUGCAAUGACCGAUGAUGAAAUUGAUCAAAGAAUGGAAACUAGGGAACAGAGACCAGCACGCAUUUUGAGACAAAGCAAAGUGAACAUUUUAGAAAACGUCUUAAUGAAAUCGGGUAAAGGCACAGAACAACCCCAAAAAAAAACGGAAGUCGAGAAGGAUACUUCAGAUGCCGAAAACAAGGAUGCAGUUCUGGAUUUGCCGGAGAUAAAAAAAAUUACACAAGGCUCAUUGGAAGAGCAAACAAUUGAAACUUCGACGUUUUAUAACAAGAAGGUCUCCAGUUGUCUGCGAAAAAGGAAGUUGUGAUUUAUAAAAGCCGCUUAAAACAAAACUAAAGAACCUAUGUUUUCAUUUCUUUAUUAUUUGUAUGUAUUUC
Messenger RNA from Diabrotica virgifera virgifera (western corn rootworm), 1867 nucleotides. RefSeq lists its product as uncharacterized. The transcript has 3 exons. Gene Ontology annotation, molecular function: protein dimerization activity. NCBI's taxonomy places the organism in Eukaryota, Metazoa, Arthropoda, Insecta, Coleoptera, Chrysomelidae. Bases 52 to 1317 code for a protein of 421 amino acids. The record is from RefSeq and is a predicted model, not a curated record.